Anas platyrhynchos (mallard) is the source of this 3454-nucleotide messenger RNA. RefSeq names its product inverted formin-2-like. The record is from RefSeq and is a predicted model, not a curated record. Lineage: Eukaryota; Metazoa; Chordata; Aves; Anseriformes; Anatidae.
CACCCUUCUGCAGUUAAUGUAAGAUGUGGUUUCUCAGGAAUGAGUGACUGUGUCCCUGCUGCUUGAGCAGUCCUCUGCAUAUAGCAUCUGCAGCUACUGCCAUAGGAAGAAUCCAUCUACCUCUUCAAAAUAGAAAUCCUACUGAAUGGCUGAGCAACAGGAGCAAAAAAGCAACCAGAGCAGCAACAGGGGACCAGGGGAAACCACAGAGAACCUGCUACCAACCAGGCAGUGCUUGAAUUAUCACAAAUCAGCAUCCAGAAGAUCUGUCCAGAAGGCUAACAAAUGUAUUCAGGUUGAUCUAGACUUGGAAGAGGAGAACUCCAGUGCAGAUCUAAGACUUUCUCCAACAACCUGCCUUUCUAAGAAGCCUCAGCAAUGUCUAGGGAACGCAUCACCAUCCCAGCAAGGUAUUUCCUCAUCCUCCCAAGGACAGCCUGCUGUGCCAGCUCUGCUGCCACCCCCUCCGUCCCUUCCUCCUGGGCAUAAGGUGCUUCUCACACCCCUUCCUGUGCCUGGCACGUAUGCCCCAUCGCUCCCACCGCCUCCACCAUGCGGUAAUCCUGCGUGCAGCCAUCUCACCUGUGGAUACAGAGGGCAGCCCAACCUACAGAAGACACCAACAUUGAGGAUGAAGGUGUUUCACUGGCAGAAGCUCCCCUCUGAUGUGGUGAGACAAAGCUGUUCCAUGUGGGCCGUUGUACCAAGCGGCAGCAAGGAGCUCAUAGAGCCUGACUAUGCAAGCUUGGAGAUGCUUUUCUGUGUCCCACCAACACCACCCAAGGAGAAAACAAAGCCAAAAAAGAAGUCAAAAGAGAUCACAUUCAUCGGUCCAAAGAAAAGUCUCCUUCUGAGUAUAUUUCUGAAGCAAUUUAAGUGCUCCAAUGAAGAGAUUGCUGACAUGAUUCAGAAAGGGGAUAGAUCCCGGUUUGAUACUGAGAUACUGAAACAGCUACUUAAACUGCUGCCUGAAGGCCAUGAGAUAAACAGCCUGAAGUCUUGCAAAGAACAAAGAUCAGAACUAGCAAAUGCAGACCAGUUUUACCUCCAUCUCUUGGAAGUUCCUAGCUACCAGUUGCGGAUUGAAUGUAUGCUGAUUUGUGAGGAAACAAAAUUUCUGCUGGAGUGUCUGUGGCCAAAAGCAAAAGCCAUCAGGACAGCCUGUGAAACACUUCUUACUAGUCAGCGACUGCCAGUUUUCUGUCAAUUGAUUCUUAAAGUCGGAAACUUUCUGAACUAUGGGCAUCACACUGGAGAUGCUGGAGGUUUUAAAAUCAGUGCCUUGCUCAGACUAACAGAAACAAAGGCAAACAAAAGCCAUGUUACUCUGCUUCACCAUAUUUUGGAGGAGGUUGAAAAAAACCAUGCAGACUUGCUGCAGCUUCCCAGAGAUCUUGAUUUUGUUUCCAAGGCAGCAGGGUUUCACUUCGAUGCUAUGAGGGCUGAGGCAAGUGCCAAUUUGAAGAAACUGUUGGAAAUAGAGAAGCGUUUAUUUUUGUCCACGGAGGAUUUAAAAAUACAGCACGCAAAAUCUGUUCAAGGCAGCAUCAGUGCUUCAAAAAACCUGCAGGAGGAGUUUGACAGCAUUGAAAAGAAGAAGGACGAACUGGCUGAUUAUCUUUGUGAAGACCGAAAAAAGUUGUCCUUGGAAGAUGUAUUUAACACAAUGAAAACCUUCAGAGAGCUCUUCCUCAAGGCUUUACAGCUGCCUUCAGUAAUCCAGGAGAUGGAGAAAGGAUUGUGAACAUUCAUUCCUCUGCCUUGGUGGAUUUUCUUGCAUUGAAGAAAUUCUGUUAACAGCAUGUUGGUGUCAAAUUGCCCUUUUUUCCUUUUUUUUCUUCCCCCCCCCUUUUUUUUUUCAUUCUCUGAACAAUUCAGUUUAGGUUGGCUCAACCCAUACAUUUUUUUCCUAACGUUUUAGUUUGCUUUCAGUACAGUGUGUGCUGCUUAGGUAGCAGGACAACAUAUCCCUGAAUUCACCUCUUUAAUUUCUUGUGGCAUGUUAUAUGGAAACAUUCUCCCAGGGCUCACAGAUCUGCAAGCCUCUCAGCAGCCAUAAUAUUUCCAUGACAUUAUGCUAAAACACAGCAGGAAUUUAUCAGGCGAGCACGUGGGAGGCAUACAAUGAUGAAAGGCUUCUAGCCUCCCCAUAAGACUUCACCAACUGUACCUCUUUUUUUUCAGAAGCACCCUCCAUUCAGGGAAAAAUGUAUCUUUCUCUUUCUUUGUCAAGAAUGCACCAUUUUAAUCCUUGUUUUCUAGGCAUCCAGGGAAGGUCCCCAUAACCUCAAGCCUACAAUGCUCCUGUAUUUCUGAGAGAUUAACUCUAUUGAUCUUCACAAGUUUGUUUCAGUUGUUUGGAAGUUUUUGUGGAAGGAUCCUAGGAUUUUAUCUUCUAUAAAAGAUUUAAGAAACUUGUGCAUGUUUCUUGGGACUGUUUCAUGGAAAUAGCGGCAGGUUAUACAUAGCAAUCAACCACAUCUAUCAGUACUACGAGGCUUAGUAUUAUCAGUACUAUCAGUACUAUUUCUUGCUGCCAAACUCCCUGCAAAGGAGACCAGACGUCUCAACAGGAAUCCUAUCUGCACCAAUCAUCAACAUCUUCCUGGACAUUAUUAAAUUUUGUAAUAUGACACAGCGGCACACUCCUCUUAGCAUCAUAGAUCCCUACAACAACAAGCCCAACAACCACUGAUCUACCUACAACACACAGAUUAGCUGCAGACUGGUUGCAAUCAAAAGCAGGCGAUCUUCCAGGUGGUGAUGGCAAUGUUCUGAUGAUGAUUGCAGCUCUGGAACAAGGACUCCAUAAGCUUUUAAGAAAAUGGCUUUUUGUCAUCUUGAUGUUUUGCUGCAGCUAGCGUAGCAGUUCAGAGCUACUCUCUCUUAUGACUGUGUUACCUACCAAAACCCAGAAACACUCCUCCACUGAGUUAAAGUCUUCCUCUACUAGAAGUAAUAGAAGUAAUCAUUCAGAUUCUUUUCCUGCACUAAUCGUAUCACCCCUAUACCAAAACCUCUAAGGAAACCAGAGUCCUAUCUGUCUGCUUGAAUGUUAACAGGACUAGGAUUUAUGCAGCUUGGACGUGUCUGCUGCCGAACACUCGUGUAGAAAUAUAUCUGGCAAAUUCAAUGGGUGCCUGAAAAGAAACUGUGAAAUAUUGUUUAACAGAUUUGAAAGGUUCCUGACAUUUCUGGUAGAAAUCCCUGAAUGCGAUUAUAUAAAAUCAAGGUUGCUACAGGAUAAAUACCUAGAAUGCUAAUUAAGUUAAACAAAUAUUGUGUUUUGUGGACAAAGGGAUUCAUUAAGAAUCCCAUUUCAGUCCACAGUUGAAUCAAUUAAAAAAUCAGUUAAAGCAAUGAACUCAUUUGCUAGUAACAUCAUCAGAUGAGGAAGGGAUUGACCAGGAAGCUUUGUUGUGCUGUUUACUCUCAAACCCCAGCAGCUGAGCAA